Molecule: messenger RNA, 834 nt
Organism: Dichomitus squalens LYAD-421 SS1
Lineage: Eukaryota; Fungi; Basidiomycota; Agaricomycetes; Polyporales; Polyporaceae
Exons: 6
Coding region: 1-834 (277 amino acids)
Source: RefSeq, a predicted model, not a curated record
AUGUCUUACAAUGACCCUGCCAGGGGUCUCCCAACCCAUCCCACACAAGCCCUAGAUUUUUCCGAGGACGUACCACGCUACACGGCAGGGGAACUCGCCUCUCGCCUUCUGCGCCUUGCCGAAUCGCAUGAGCCAGUCGAGGGGGCCAACAGCGCUGCGCGCUCAGUUUGCACAGACUGUCUCCGGAUGGCCAUCGGCAGGAGUGCUUGUCCCCACGGGUGUUUCCCCCGCGAUCGACGUGAGCGUCCUCUGCUUUUGUACCGGGGAGAGCUUUUGGCCGCUGGAGUCACUCCGGAUCAAAUUGCUGCACUUGUGGGCCCCAGACCCUCUGUCGCUGCUCCUGGUUCGUCGGGUAGCGUUGGCCCCGGUCACUCGUCGUCAGCUUACAAUAGCCUGCGUGGCCCAGCGUCCCCAGCGCCCCCCGUUUCCUCAGUAUCCGCUAUAGCUUCCUCCGCCACUAUGGCAUCGGGUUCGUCUGGAGUAACGUAUUUACCUGUCACCCCAACGCGUUCGCACUCGGGCUUGUCGAGCGCUCGCGCCACUGCUCGGCAGGCGGCUCCGGCUGGGGCACCUGCUGUCGCUGCCGCUCCGGGGGAUCCUCCCGCACUUGGUUACGAAUACGAGCCACACUUUGACCAGUACAACGCUGACAUCAAGACUUGGUAUGUUGUCGUCGCGGGUCGAAGUGUUGGAGUGUUCGGGAACAUCGUUGACAUGAUUAGUGCCACCAGUGGCGUGUCCAAAAACUACCAAUUUAGUCGUAACAACUAUCAAGAUGCUAUUGAGGCUUUUCGUAAGGCUCAGCACAAGGGCGAAGUGCGGACGCGCCAGUAG